Penicillium olsonii is the source of this 867-nucleotide messenger RNA. NCBI's taxonomy places the organism in Eukaryota, Fungi, Ascomycota, Eurotiomycetes, Eurotiales, Aspergillaceae. The record is from the annotation of a GenBank genome assembly.
AUGCCGCUAGCGAUCGUACAAGCUGCUAGCUAUAUUCAAACUCGGGCGCCUCAUUGUUCGGUCUUGCAAUGCCUGAGAGAUUUCCAAGGGAGUGACCGUGAAGCGACAAAGCUUCUGAACAAAGAGGCAGGUCAUCUCCAUCAGGACUGGGGAGCGAAGAACGCAAUUCUGGUGACGUGGCAAAUCUCAUUUGAUCAUAUUCGCCAAACAAAGCCAUCUACCGCGCAAUUGCUUUCUCUCAUGAGCUUUUUCAAUCGGCGAGGUAUACCAGAGAAUCUUAUCCGGCAGCAGCCUAGGACCAACCACAUAUCAAAUUCGGAACUCCCAAGUUACUCCAAUGACGAGGUGACAUCCGAAUCUGAUUUAGGUCCCGAUUUUGAUGAUGACAUCGCAGCGCUAAGGGAAUAUUCAUUUAUAUCUGCUACUGAGAGCAGCACAUCCUUCACGAUGCAUCGGCUAUUGCAACUGACUAUGCGCGCGUGGUUAAAAUCUCAUGAACAAAUAGACCAAUGGAGGGAUAAAAUUAUUGGCAUCUUGUGUGACGAGUUUCCCACUGGUGAAUACGAAAACUGGGAUAGAUGUGGGCCUCUUUUUCCUCAUUUCAAAUCUGCUAUGUCUAAGCGGCCAGCAUCAACUCAGUCUCUGCUGCAAUGGGCUACAUUGCUUUACGAGGGCGCGUGGUAUGCGUCACGAUGCGGUAACAUCAUCGAUACAAGAGAAAUGACAUCAAGAUCAAGAAAUCAACGAACGAUGGCACUGGGCAAUACCCACGAAAAAUUUGUCGAGAGCACAGCCAUUUUGGCAAUAGCGCACUGGCAUGAGGGUCGAUGGAAAGAGGCCGAGCAGCUCCUAGAACAGGUAGUGUAG